Messenger RNA from Drechmeria coniospora, 2172 nucleotides. RefSeq lists its product as uncharacterized. The transcript has a single exon. The coding region runs from base 1 to 2172 and encodes 723 amino acids. Gene Ontology annotation, molecular function: toxin activity. Lineage: Eukaryota; Fungi; Ascomycota; Sordariomycetes; Hypocreales; Ophiocordycipitaceae. The record is from RefSeq and is a predicted model, not a curated record.
AUGCAUCCCUCCUCAUCAUUUCUUGUCACUGCACUCUUGCUCUUUCAAUGGACCAGCAUUGGAUUCGCUACUCUACCAGGAGAGCCAAUUUCUGGCGAUGCAGUAGAGCCAUCGUCCAGCGAAACGGUUCGCACCGAUAUCGUUAGCCGCAGCGAUUUUCGCUCUCCAGACGAGGUCAAGGCCCAUGGGGGUUUUCAACCUGUAGGCACAUUGAAACGUACUCCGGAAAACAUAAUGGCUGGAGGCGCUUCAGCGAGCCUCUACAACCAUAUGUGUGGAGGCGCUCAGCCGAAAUUCAGCCAGCCUACCCUUUACGUAUCCACAAGCAGAAGUCAGAUCGCAGCCGAACGUUUUCUUGGUACGAAACCAGGAUAUCUCUAUCGGAUCCACGCAACAGCGAAUUUCAUUCACCAACCCAAAUCACUAGGAAAGUGGUUGUUUUUCACCGACUUUAUGACUUUGGAGGAUAUUCAUAUUGCCCAUGAGGAUGAGUAUUCGGCCCUUGGAGGCAUCCGGUGGCCGCAAGUCAUGGGUUAUACAUACCUAGCCCAGGGGGUUAAAACGCCUGAAGCAGAGAGGGUUUACGUCGAAAACAAGGACUAUAACCCGUUUUACGAUCAAUUUUUUGCGACGGAAGAUUAUCCAAAACUUGCUGGGUUUCCAGUGAAUCAUCCAGCAUGGCGAGAACCUCGAUACAGCCAAUACGAUCCAUCAAAAACUCUACAGUACGCCGUCGAGUUUAUGGAGGCCUACGGGUCACCUGUACAGUGGCGUCACGGCUUCCCAUUAAUUGUCUCCCCUCAGGACGCUAUGAAUGCAGCUGCUGAGAUUGCAAACUUGGCAUUGUCAAUUACCGAAGUAAUGAAAACCCUAGAAAAUCCAUCAUCAUACGGCGACCAAAAAACGAAAAACAAAAAUUCUUUGAAGGGAGCUGAACCAACAAUUGAAUGGACCAUAAAAGUUGGCAACGAAGCAAUAGACAAAGUUCUUGAUGCAUCCUAUAGAAUUUCGCGCCUCAUCAAGGUUGUAGGUCAAGUUGUCCAAGACACUCCCUAUAUCGAUCGCUCCAUAUUUGACGAGGCAUGGGUAUCUACCGUUAACGCCAAAAUAAAUGUUGCCCAAGUCCGUGGCGCGGCUUGGAUGCAAGGUGCCACAAAACUAAAGCAACAGGUUUUGAACGAUAAAGCGAAUAUACAUAACUCGAAUAUCCAAGGGGUUACAACAAAACUAGAACUCUAUACAGAUAUGGCCAGAGGGAAGCUUAACCAAAUGGUAAAGUCGCGAGCUAUGCUAAGCGAGAAGCUAAUGCAAGCGGAAACAUCGCUUCAGGAUCAGGAGAAAAGCAGAAUAAUCUGGCUAGGGCUACCUCGAGAGGGUAUCGCUACAGCCAUAACACGAGAAGUUGAACUUCUUUCCAAGGUAGUGGCGAUUUAUCAAGAGUUUUACAAAAACCUCAAAAAAAUACUGGAUGAAGUCAAAGGGAUUGGGGACGAGAUAUCAGAUGAAAUGAAGAGACAGGAACUUAAAACUGCAAAAACACAAGAAGAAGCAAAAAAGGCCCAAGAGAGGCUAGGCACAGAACAGAAAGCGAUAACGGAUGCAAAGCUAAGGCUAAUGGAAACGGUGCGUGAGGCCGAGAAACUCCACGACCAAGCACCUCCCGGUAGUUGGAUGGACAAGGCUCUUAUUGGACUUGGUGGCAGUAUAGUAACACUAGCUGCUUCAGGGUUGAUAACCCUAGCAGUCUCUACCGGUACAAUAGGCGCCGGAACUUCGGCUGCUGGAGCUGCUGGAGCAUCAACCCUUGGAGAAGGCUUUUCGGCAAUAGUAAUUGGACAGUCGGCGGAUGUUGCAGCAGAAAAGGCAGCAGAAGUGCUCGAGGAAGCAAUCAAACGAAAUGUUCAAAGUACGGCAAGCAAAGAAGACCUGGCGUCGACCUCUGUAGAGAGACGAGCGGUAUUCUCUCAGAAGUCAGCGAAAAAGCAGAUGGAGCCGGCACAAAAGCAUCGACGAGGGGAAGCCAAUAGCAUCGACAAAUUAGUAGACGAGCAAGGUGACUUGCAAAACGUACGGUUAUUGACGAUACUAGCGAUAAUGCCCCUAGUUGAACGUGUUGUGGAUUCAGCUCUGAUGGCUACGUGGGAUGAAGCCUGGCUGGAAUUGGGGCUAUAA